GUCUUUGCAGUGUGAGUUCCGCUUACCAUUGACUGUCCUCAUCUGAGUCCUUUUCGAGCGCAUUGGAUUGACGCGUAUAGAUAAAUUGUACAUUUUGAACGUCAUAAAUAUCGUGUGUCAAAGCACAAUGCCACACAUAAAGCGUUUGUUAGAUGUAUAUAUAGCGCUGCAGGCUUUGUUUGCGUUGUCAUGGGGGUUUUCUGACCCAGAGCCGGGGCCUGUCGCAGCUUCUCAGUCCAACGGAGACCGCUUUAAAAUCGAAGGACGAGCGAUCGUUCCCGGAGUGAAAACACAAGACUGGAUCUCGACUGCCCGAGUCCUGGUGGAAGGGGAGGAAUAUGUUGGUUUUCUCAAGACUGAUGGGAGCUUUGCUGUCAACGAUGUGCCCUCUGGCUCAUAUGUGGUUGAAAUUGUAUCGCCAUCUUUCAGAUUUGAACCUGUUAGGGUGGACAUCACCUCCAAAGGGAAAAUGAGGGCACGCCUGGUGAAUUACAUCAAAACCUCUGAAGUUAUUCGUCAGCCAUAUCCUCUUCAGAUCAGAGCCGGUGGUCCACACACGUAUUUCAUGAAGCGGGAAACCUGGGGAUGGACUGAUUUUCUGAUGAACCCAAUGGUUAUGAUGAUGGUUCUUCCUUUACUAAUCAUCGUCCUGCUCCCCAAGGUGGUAAAUACUAAUGAUCCCGAGAUGAGAAAGGAAAUGGAGCAAUCAAUGAAUAUGUUGAACCCUAACCCAGAAUUACCAGAUGUUUCUGAAUUCAUGACAAAAUUGUUCUCCAAGGGCUCCAGUAAGUCUGGCGGAGGCAACAAAGGCAGUAGAAGUGUUGCCACGAAGAGGAGGUAGUGCUGUGAACAUUUGGGAUCAAUUUUUUCGUUUUCUUUAACACUGUUUUACUGGUUUCCCUCUUCUAUUUCUUUUUUUAUAUAUAAAACAGUUUCUUUUUCAACUGAAAUGCUUGACGAAGUAAGAUUGUGUUUGCACUGUACUGCUUUUCCAUGCUUAACUGUCUUCUUUGGAUGCAUUGUUAAAAAAACAGAUUAUUUUAAUCAUUGUAGUGAUGUGCGGAAAUUUAUAUAUAUAUAAAUACACAUUUAAUAAUAGGUUAAAACUGUACAGAUGGAUCAAUGCAUGGAUUUCUUUCUUUUUUUAAUAAAAGAGCUUAACUAGGAUGUUUUAACUUUAAAAGUAGAAAGAGUGCGAAAGUUAAGUACUGGAUUGGUCAAGAGGACAGUUAGAUGAUUUUUACAGAAACAUUUCAAUAUCUUGUAAUGCAAUUAACAUAAUAGUAGUCUAUGCUUUUACUGCUGCUGGUGGACAAGAUUCAUUACACAUAUGAUUCCUUCUUAGAACUGAGGUCAAUGCAGUUUCACCUUCCUUAUGACCUAUCUAUAAAACAAAAGUGAGCGGUAAAGCUUUAUUAAGUUGUAUAAAAUUCUAGUGCGUUGGCUGUUGUGUUGAGGCAAUACCUGCACUGAUGAAGACUGAUGCACAAGCUAAUAUUUACAUGCAGGUGUUUUGCGCAGUCUGUCACGGGACUUCUGCGAUUAUUUCAAAAAGUCGGUUUGAGCUAAAGGGUCAAAAUAUAUUAAAAAUAUAUAUAAAUGAAUGAUGGUCUAUCUUUGCAGUGAUGCCUUGUUCAUUUUCUGACCAGCAUGAGGAGGUGGCAUUGACACACCGGUUCUGUUUUGUAACUACUUGAAAAAAAAGCUUUUAAGUUAUAUUUACUAUAUCUUGUUGGGUUCAUGCAAGACUGUGAAUGAAGAUGAGAAAUGCAUAAGAUGUAAGCUAUGAAGUAUAAUCUAAUUUAAACUAAAUGGAAAUAAACUGUGGUGGGAAAUAA
Molecule: messenger RNA, 1838 nt
Organism: Danio rerio (zebrafish)
Lineage: Eukaryota; Metazoa; Chordata; Actinopteri; Cypriniformes; Danionidae
Gene: emc7b
Product: ER membrane protein complex subunit 7b
Cellular component (GO): endoplasmic reticulum membrane
Molecular function (GO): carbohydrate binding
Source: RefSeq, marked provisional